Messenger RNA from Fundulus heteroclitus (mummichog), 521 nucleotides. RefSeq names its product dynein, light chain, Tctex-type 1 (gene dynlt1b). Gene Ontology annotation, cellular component: cytoplasm; cytoplasmic dynein complex. The coding region runs from base 57 to 398 and encodes 113 amino acids. Gene Ontology annotation, molecular function: dynein intermediate chain binding. The record is from RefSeq and is a predicted model, not a curated record. Gene Ontology annotation, biological process: microtubule-based movement. The transcript is spliced from 5 exons. Lineage: Eukaryota; Metazoa; Chordata; Actinopteri; Cyprinodontiformes; Fundulidae.
UUGAAGAGAACAAUUUUACAAUAAUUCUGGUUCCGGUGUCAGCAACGUUAGCAACAAUGGAAGAUUAUCUGCUGGAAGAGAAGACCGCGUUCGUCGUGGAAGAAGUGAGCAAAAUCAUAAAGGAUUCCGUAGAAACGGUGAUCGGAGAAGUCUCCUACAAGCACGGCAGAGUGAACCAGUGGACCACCAGCGUGGUGGAGCAGUGCCUCAUUCAGCUCAGCAAGCAGGGGAAGCCCUUCAAAUACAUCGUAAACUGCAUCAUCAUGCAGAAGAAUGGAGCAGGGCUGCAGACAGCAAGCACCUGCUUCUGGGACAACGCCACUGAUGGAAGCUGUACAGUGAGAUGGGAAAACGAGUCCAUGUACGUCAUCGUCAGCGUUUUUGGCCUGGCCAUCUGAAGCCGCAACACAGUAUUAGACAUCUGUCGGAUUUUCUCUUGUUCUCUGCUAGCAGAACGUUUAGUGCCUUUUUUAAGAAAAUGUCAUAUUUAUACAUUGGGUGCAAUAAACAUCUUUACCAUG